Molecule: messenger RNA, 7683 nt
Organism: Scaptodrosophila lebanonensis
Lineage: Eukaryota; Metazoa; Arthropoda; Insecta; Diptera; Drosophilidae
Gene: kon
Product: chondroitin sulfate proteoglycan 4
Exons: 11
Coding region: 375-7538 (2387 amino acids)
Source: RefSeq, a predicted model, not a curated record
UCAACGAAAUGACAAGCAGCAUCUGUCUAUGUAGCCAUAGCCAUAGCUGUAGCUAUAGUCCCAACCCAAGUCGAGGACGUGCUGCUGUGCGUUGCUAUUUUUAUGAUCGCACUCGCUAAGGAGGCAAACACGGGAGGCAGAGGCAACAGCAACAGCAACAACAACAACAACAACUGGUGGUGCAGACGGAUGCGUGGCCCCAUGAAAAAUCAAUUAACACGCAGAAUUAUUAAAAACGACGAAAAACGAAAGAAACGAACUCUCGGCACUUGAAGUGCUCUGUAAUUUUAUAAGCAACCAAUUGCCGCGCACUUCAAAAGCAGCAGCAGCAGCAGCGGCAGCAACAUCCUCACAACAACAUCCUCAGCAGCAACAUGAAAAUGUCGCCUCUUUGCGGAUUAGGUUUUAUGCUCGCUUUGCUGCAAUUGCUGCACGGCAGCCUCUCCAUGAAAGUCUCGUUCUUUGGCGAUGGUUACGUAUCGAUGCCGCUCCAGGAGGCCAAAAUGUCAACGAACAUAAGAGUCAAGUUUCGCACCAAGCAGGAAAAUGCAUUUCUCUUUCUGGCCGCUGGACGCACGGACUACUGCCUGCUGCGCUUGGAGAGCGGCAUCAUCCAUUUCAGCUAUAAAAUUGACCAGGAUACGUUAACCAUGCUUUCCCCCAAGAAGCAGAAACUCAACGACUUGGAAUGGCACGAUGUGGCCGUCCAGCGUUUCGAGAAUAACAUAACACUACAGGUGGAUGGAAACAUUAUGCGCAAGACACUGGCCAUCGAAAUGGCGGCGUUAAAUGUGCAUUUUGGCACCUUUCUUGGCGGCGUUGGCGAUUUUCCAGCCGAGUAUUUGAGUGAUGUAAUUGGCUUUCGUGGCUGCAUAUCCGAUGUCUUUUAUAAUAACAUUAACAUCAUCAAACGCGCCAAGGAGCGUACAAGCCAUACGGCCAGCACUGGCGUAGCCUGGAGCUGCAGCAAUGAGUUCGAUGGUACCUUGCAGGACAGCAUCAGCUUUCUCAACAAUGAUUCAUUUGCCUUGAUGCUCAAGGAGUCGCAUGCAGCCGGCGAAACUCUAACUCUACAAUUUCGCACGAUGGCCGAGUCGGGCAUUAUUUACUUCAAUGGCGGCUAUGACUUUGUGUUGCUCGAAAUCGAGAAUCAGCAUCUGAAGUUCACCUUCAACAAGGCCGGCAGUCUGGUGCAGUUCAUGACAAAUGAGUCCGUCUCGGAUGGCAAAUGGCAUCGCAUCCAUUUACGCUAUGAUGCCGCCAUGGCCGAGCUAAUGCUGGACGAUGCGGCUGAUCCCUAUCACGGCACACACGCUAAUGACACCAAGGCGCACAUAAAUCUCGAGAAGAGCAUCUUCUUUGGCGGCGUGCAGGAGCAAAUGCGCCGGCGGCUGAUUAACAAGGGUCUGCGCAUUAACGAACUCAGCUUCAAAGGCUGCAUGCGCGGCCUGCAGGUGAAUAGUUUACCAUUGGGAUUUGGAGAGAUGAAAAUCUCAAGGCACUUGGCACUCAACUGCCUAUGGAAAUAUCCGUGUGUGGAGUACAGUCCGUGCCUGAAGAGUGGCGUUUGCAGUCAGUAUGGUGUGGAUGAGUUCAUAUGCUACUGUGAUCAGUCCUAUUGCAUCAAGGCUGAUUUCCAAGGACCCUUUAAGAUAUUCACCGAAACCAGUCCUGAGGUGGAGUUGCUUUACAUAACGCCCAUGCAGCUGAUCGAAGGCGGCACUGCUUUUCUUUCGCCCCACUUCAUAGACAUCCUGCUCGAUACGCGUCGCUAUCCCAGUCUAAACGAAAACUCAAUUGCCUUCCAUGUCGUCCAGCAACCCAAGUAUGGACAGCUUUUGCAAUACUCUGCAGAGAAAACGAAUUUCGUGCCUUGUCGCACCUUUAAUUUGGCCGAUCUGGCCACCGAUAAACUCAAAUAUGUGCACAACGGCAUGGAGAACUUCAACGAUCAUGCCACUCUCGAUAUGCAAAUCUAUGGUGACGCCCAAGUGCCGGAGAACUUGCUGGGCAAGCACCGAUUUUUGUUGCAUGCCAACAUCACGCCCGUAAACGAUCCUCCUCAACUGCAGCUGCACUCGCACAAGAUCUUGCGUGUUAUAGAGGGUAUAGAGCGUAUCUUGGAUAUGGAUCUGUUUAAUAUUGAUGAUCCGGAUAGUGCGGCUGAAGAUCUAAUCUACACCAUACUUCCUUCGACCAAAUCUCAGGAGGCCUACGGACGCUUCAUGGUCAACGGCAUACCGUCGAUGACCUUUUCUCAGGCCGAUGUCAAUGUUGGCAAGGUGGCCUAUCUAUACAACUCGACGACUGCGGAGUCCUUCAGCUAUCAGUUACAGCUGCAUGUCUCGGAUGGCAUAGAGACCAGUGAUACGGUCUAUUUGCCCGUUUCGGUACAUCCACUGGAGCUGCGUUUGGUUAACAAUACAGGCCUCAUAAUGAUACACAAGAGUUCGCUGCUCUUAACGCCGGCCAAUCUAUCGAUUGGCACCAAUGCCGUGGACGAGCACAUAGACAUUCGCUAUGAUGUGGUUAAGCCACCGCAAUAUGGUGCUCUGCAGCGACUGCGUCAGAUUGAUGGCUCUUGGGUGAAUGUGGACUGGUUCAGCGAUAGCCAAAUGCUGUUGGGUCACAUACGCUAUUUGCACAACAGCGAUUUCCCCUGGCAAGACGAAUUUAAGUUUAUUGCUUCGUUCGGGUUUGUGACCACGCAAACAUUUGACUUCCGCAUCACUUUCACACGAUUGCGUAUAACAACCAGCAAGCCAGCUCUGGUGGCCAUCAACGGAUCGCGUGAGUUUCUGCUCACCAAUGUCCUGCUGUCUUAUGAGACUGUGCCCAUUGGCAGCUUCCCACGCAGCAUUAUCUACAAGAUUAGCAAACCGACCAAGUAUGGUGGGAUCUAUGUGGAGGGUUCCCGCAAGGCGGCUAAGGAAAUGGAUUCGUUUACGCAGCAGGAUAUUGAUAAGCGACGCAUUCGGUAUCGGACACACAACAGCUGCUACUCGAGCUUCAGCGAUGAGCUGGAGUUCACGGUCUCUGUGGCCGAGUGUGAUGAUGUUGUGGGGAAACUAACCAUACUCUACAGUCCACUGGAGGAGCUCACGAAUAAGCUAACCUAUCAGAAGCACGAAGUGCUGCAGGUACAGGAGGGAGAGCGGGCGCUGCUAACCAAGAACCAUUUCGAGAUACGUUUCAACAUCUACGAGAGUCUGCAGUUUCAUGUUGCCAAUGCACCGGAGCAUGGACUCGUCUGCAUGUAUGAGGAGCAGACGGGCGUGGCUACGCCCAUCGUACAGUUUACGCUGGAGCAACUAUUUCGCAACGACAUCUUCUACUGCCAUGAUGAUACAGAGUCGACGGACGAUGGUUUCGAGCUGCUCAUACUCUCGAAUCCGGAGACAGAUAUGCAGUUCGUGGCCAAAAUGCAGGUGCACAUAAAGCUAGUAAACGAUAACGAACCCUUUCGCACUGCAGAGCGCAUCUUCCAUGUGGUACGCAGCGGCAUACGCACGUUAAACCCGGCCGUACUUCAAUAUCUCGAUGCGGAUGUGAAUACCAAUCACACAGACAUCCACUAUAUACACGUCUCCAGCACCAAUGGGGCCUUCUAUAAAUCAGGCCACUUUGUGGACAGCUUUAGUCAGGAUGACAUAAGCAAUCGACGCAUUAUGUUCCAGCAUAAGGGACCAGAUGCGGGUACAGCCUCAUUCAUUGUCACCGAUCACCAACAUGAAGUAAACGGCUUGCUCGAAAUUCGUGCCUCCGAUCCCUUCGUCUCCAUGCUGCCCACAAAUGCGUCCAUUGUCCAGGAAGGCAAGUAUGUUGUAUUGAAGAACAAGGACUUCAUUUUGGAAACCAAUUUGGAUAUGAAACUGGACGAAAUCUACUAUGAAGUGAUUAAGCCACCCUCCUAUGGCAUACUCAUGUAUUUGGGCACACAACGAGGGAAUGCGGAAAACAACGGCACUCUUAGCUACAAGGCUACUAACUUUACCUCCCUCAGCAAUUUCACGCAUUUAGAUAUUGAACGUGAACGAUUGGUGUACUGGAACACAGAAAUAGCAUCUAUGGAUAAAGUGAGAUAUCGUGUGCACAUAAAAAACAUAACUACAGAGGGCGAGGUAAUCUUUCGCAUUUAUCCCUCAGCCUAUUGGGAGCCUCUGCAGGUGAAGAAAAAUCAAACCCUUUAUGUGGAGGAGUCUACAAGCGUGCUUAUCUCACGCGAUAUUUUGGAGGUUGUUCAUCCGAACAUCUCACCCGGGGACAUAACAUUCUUGGUCACUUCUUCGCCGCUGCACGGUUAUCUGGAAAUGCAAUCCAUGACCUUUGAUGAUGAAUAUAACUGCAAGGUCUUUGACCAAUCCUCCGUGAACACUGAGAAAAUGUUCUACAUACAGGCUGGGGUCAACCAGUCAAUGGAUUACUUUAUCUUCGAUGUCACAAAUGGCAUUACCUGGCUGCGUCAGUUGAUGCUGAAGAUUGUUAUCAUUCCAGAGAAACUUUACAUGCACACCAAUAUCAUAUCUGUGGUUGAGGGUAAAACGGUGCAGCUGAGCGCUACAGAUAUACAACCCUAUUCCGAGUACUAUCGGUCCAAGAUUUUGGAGUAUAUAGUGACGAUUACGCCCCAUUCGGGAUACAUUAUGGCAGGCACUUCGAAAGUAAAGCGCUUCACUCAAAAACAACUAGAACAGGGAACCAUUCAAUAUGUGCACAAUGGAAGUGAAAACUCAACGGAUACUAUUACCAUGGUAGCCUUGGCUAGAAACAAGGAGAGCGUACCGUUUGAGCUGGAGUUUGCCGUAAUACCAGUCAACGAUGAAGAACCAAUGAUGGUAACCAACACGGGCUUGCAAGUGUGGAACGGUGGGCGUUAUGUGAUCAAAUAUACAGAUUUGAUGGCUCAGGAUUAUGAUACACCAGCCGAAAAUCUUACCUAUAUGGUACAUCACAUCUAUGGUGGGUACUUGGCCCAGAAAUCCGCACCGAUGCAAAAAAUCGAUCACUUCACACAGUCACAGAUCAAUAAUGAACAAAUCUACUUCAUACACGAUGCCAACUCGCGAAAGAAUGAGUUAUCCUUUGUGGUAACUGAUGGUCUGUUCAAUACCACAACGCAGCUGCUCAAUAUAGAAAUCAAGCCCAUUGAAAUAAUUCAAGAACGUAAUGAGAACUUGCACGUCUUUCCCCUAACGAAGAAGCAAAUUUUGCGCGAUCACCUGCACUUCAAGUGCUCCGAUGAGGAGCGUGAAAUACGUUACAAUAUCACGAUGCCACCGACCCGAGGACGCAUUAUCAAUGAGUACUUGGAGCAUGGAGGCGGCCAUUCGAAGGAGGUCAGCGAAUUUACACAGAACGAUGUGGACAAUGGACACAUAUUCUAUGAACAUACGGUUCUGAUUAUGGAGUUUCGUAGCAACGACUCAUUCUAUUUUGAUGUCUUGGCUGAACGCAGCGAUCGUUUGUUGGAUCAAAAGUUCAAUAUCGAAAUAUCCGUUUCUUCCGGUGGUCUAUUGAGAUUUUUACCCGUAUCUAAACUAAAUGUUACGGAGGGUGGUUCAGUGCCCAUUAAUCUGGAUUUCUCCAAAAUUCUCGAGUAUUUGAAAACACGCGCAGGCAUUCAUAAUCCGGAGUUGUUUAUAGAAGCCGUACAAAACCCCACAUACGGUCGUAUUGGCUUGGGUCACGAGUUCAAGAGCUUGCAGCGAUACCAUCCGAGUGAUUUCUUAACCAAGAAAGUUUACUACAUACACGAUCAUACCGAUACGCUUGAGGACACCAUACUCAUGUCUGUCUAUUUAACGCAAGGGAACAUUUUUCUGUGUAAUCUGACAAUUCCAGUUUCGAUUCAACCCAUCAACGAUCAGCCCUUUCAGCUGAUAACGCAUUUGCCAAAAAUGACAGUUGUCGAAGGCGAGAAUCGUACCAUUACACGCAAUGUAUUGCUGACUGAAGAUAAGGACACGCCGCCAGAGGAAAUCAUUUACGAUGUGAUGAGCGGCCCCACGUUGGGCGUGCUUAAAAAAUUGAAUAACGAUGGCCAUGCUGAGGAAUUGCUGGCCUUCUCGAAUCAAUUCACGCAGGCGGACAUUAACAACGAUCGCAUCGUUUAUGUGCACUUUGGCAUGCCACAGUCGACCACAUUUUGCUUCACCGUCUCCGACGGUCAAUUUAAUCCGGCCUAUGAAGUCUUUACCAUCAAAGUGGCGCCUAUAAGUCUGUUGCCAGCUUCCGAACAGCAGUCUGUGAGCGUGCAACAGGGGGCGACAAGUGCACCCAUGAAAGUGGAACAUAUCGGACUGAGCACAAAUGUGCAAACUGAACGCUUGUCCUACAACAUUACCAACUCCCCACUCUAUGGCAUAAUUGUGUAUAAACAUCAGCCCACCCUGAGGUUUACACAGCAGCAGCUGGAGACCUCGCAGAUCAGUUACAUGCAGACGGACCUGAAUCGUUCAAAUGACACCUUCCAAGUGAGUGCCUAUGUGCCCGGCACCAAUUACGCCGCCCAAGUUGAUGUCGUAAUAGCCGUGGAGCCUGUCAUUAAAAUCAACGACGUCGCCCUGCGCGAUGCUGAGUCCAGCACGAGUGCAGCAGGUGGAAAGGUUAGGCUGAGUACCUCGCUGGUCAAUGAUAAUGCUCUCUCUCUGAAGCUGAAUAGAUUCAAUCCGAAAUUCGUUAUCACUCGCAUGCCAGCGACGGGCCAAAUUCGCAAGAUUAUACGCAGCACUGGUCUGACAAAUGAGCCGCAGAACGAGCGCUCCACCAACAUAUUCUCCUACAAGGAGCUCCGUAGUGGUGUCGUCUAUUUUGUGCCCAACAAAGCUAUCGACGAUACAGAAGCGGACACUGAUAGCUUCGACUAUCAGCUGCUGAUUAAGACCGUGCAGCCGGCACAGGCUACUGUGAACAUCGAAUAUCGAACACAUGCCGAUGAGGCGGAAACUGUUCAUCUGGGCAGUACAAACAUCUCGAUUAACUAUUUAGCUGUGGGUUGUGCUCUCUUUAUCGUGAUCAUUUGCAUUUUGAUUGUGCUGCUUAUAUUGAAGCUGCGGAAGUUGCGGAAACACAAGGCAAACAUAUCGAAGGAUCAGCCACCUGCCUUACCCUGUCCGCCCGACUUGACUUCGGUUAGUCCACAGCAUAAUCAUCAUCAUCAUCACAACCAUCACAGCAAUCAUUAUGCCAGCUCUGAGGCGGACUCUGUGCCCGCUACCGGCAAUUCAACGCCCCUGCCGGGCUUCAGCAACAUACCCCAUUGCAAGAUCAUACCCGUGGAAUCGUAUAAGCACGAGUUUCCCGACUACGAUCCCGACGAGGACGAGACAGACGAUCAGUGCGAUCCACAGCAGAUUAUGCUGCCCCACCGCUACAAUCCCUAUCAGUUGGAACACGACGCCUGGAGCUCUUCCUGUGACAUGCCCAACGAUUUUAUGGGCUAUGCCUCAGUGCCGCAAAGCAUAUCCGGUUCGGUCAGUUCACCGCCCUCGGCGCCGCCCACGAAUCCGCUGCUGCGUCGAAAUCAGUAUUGGGUCUGAACGCGAGUAUACUUGUAUGUUGUGUGUGCUUUUGCAGAUUAGUUACAUAGCUAUAACUACAUAUUUAUUAAUGAUGUGUGUGUACAUUUAAGGACUGACUAAUGAGAUUCGACCGUUAAUUUUUAGCGCAUUUUUUGACUUCAUU